Messenger RNA from Megalobrama amblycephala (Wuchang bream), 5718 nucleotides. RefSeq names its product protein tyrosine phosphatase receptor type A (gene ptpra). Gene Ontology annotation, biological process: protein dephosphorylation. The coding region runs from base 469 to 2958 and encodes 829 amino acids. The record is from RefSeq and is a predicted model, not a curated record. NCBI's taxonomy places the organism in Eukaryota, Metazoa, Chordata, Actinopteri, Cypriniformes, Xenocyprididae. The transcript has 23 exons. Gene Ontology annotation, molecular function: protein tyrosine phosphatase activity.
CGUCCGCCAGAUGUCGCGACGUCUCUGCGUGGGAAGAGGAGAGGAGAGGAGGGGCCUGGCCUGGGAAUCCGCUGUUUCCCAUUCCAGGCGCAGGGGCACAACAUGGCGGAUUAGGAGGCGACCGACGCGCCCGGAUACAACGAACAAAUCGUGGGAUACUAAUUCCCCGUGUCGUGGAGAGGGCAGGAAUAUAGGCUUUUCGGAAAGCCAACGCACACCUUUAAGACUUCCCGAGACAUGCAUUUUGGAUACCAGUAAGAGCCUUCGCUGCUUUGCCCCACUCCACAUUGGCUGUCUGUCCGAGAUCAUUCCUAUCACCCAGGCCCCCCACCCCGAACACACUCUCGGUUCCUGGGGUGUGGAGACAGGGGCCGGGGAAGUGGAAAACAAUCGCACUUUAUCUGGAACACCGGGCUCCGUAGUGCGGGACAGGGCUGUCAAGGAGAUCAUUGUGCGAAUGAGUGAGUGAUGCAGGUUUCGUUUCUUCAGGGCAGUAUGGGUGUGUAUCCCCUGCUCCUGCUACUCCUUGUGGCCUUUGUGGCCCUCAGCACGGCCCAGACACUCCCUGACCCUUCAGGUGCAGUCCUGACCACCAAACCUACAGACCCUCCUCCCACGUCACCCUCCAUCAUAGUCACGCAGGCGCCCCCAUCCGCCACCCCAUCUGUGGCACCGUCCCCUGAACUUGUUGCAACAACAAGAUCCAAUGACUCUGAGGGCGUGGUGAACCCAGAGAUUCCCACAGCCCCUCCUGUAGUCCCCCCUCCAACCGUGCUCGUCCCCACCAAGGCACCACCUGCCCCCUCAACCCCAUCUGCUGCGUCCCCGUCCCUCACCACCGGAGAUCUCAAGACUACAGUUUUGACUACAGCAGAGACCCCUAUACCUGAUCUGACACCCACUCAGUCCUCUUCAGAGCCUGAGACAGACACUCAGUUUACGGAUGUUACCACAGUUGACAUCAGCAAGCCUCCAGGUGAUGAAGGGCAAGAUGACACGGCGAUCAUAGCGGUUAUGGUUGCCCUGUCCUCUCUGCUGGUCAUUGUCUUUAUCAUCAUCGUCCUGUACAUGCUCAGGUUUAAGAAGUACAAGCAGGCAGGGAGCCACUCCAAUUCCUUCCGCCUGACCAAUGGCAGAGCUGACGACACAGAACUUCAGAGUGUGCCGCUAUUGGCUCGCUCUCCUAGCACCAACAGGAAGUACCCGCCCCUUCCCGUCGACAAGCUUGAGGAGGAGAUGAACCGCAGAAUGGCCGAUGACAAUAAACUCUUCCGGGAAGAAUUCAACGCGUUGCCUGUAUGUCCCAUUCAAGCCUCAUGUGAUGCUGCCUCAAAGGAGGAGAAUAAGGAGAAGAACAGAUAUGUCAACAUCCUGCCCUAUGAUCAUUCUAGGGUGCAUUUGACCUCUCUGGAGGGUGUUCCUGACUCAGACUACAUCAACGCUUCCUACAUAAAUGGAUAUCAGGAGAAAAACAAAUUCAUUGCUGCACAAGGACCAAAAGAGGAAACGGUCAAUGACUUCUGGAGGAUGAUCUGGGAACAGAACACUGCCACCAUUGUCAUGGUAACCAAUUUGAAAGAGAGGAAAGAGUGUAAAUGUGCUCAGUACUGGCCAGACCAGGGAUGCUGGACCUACGGAAAUAUCCGCGUGUCGGUGGAGGACAUGAUGGUUCUGGUUGACUAUACCAUCCGCAAGUUCUGCAUUCAGCAGGUGGGUGAUGUGUCUGGUAAGAAGCCCCAGAGGCUGGUCACACAGUUUCACUUCACCAGCUGGCCUGAUUUCGGGGUUCCUUUCACUCCCAUUGGCAUGCUGAAGUUCCUAAAAAAGGUCAAGACCUGCAACCCACAAUAUGCUGGACCCAUAGUGGUUCACUGCAGUGCGGGUGUGGGCAGAACGGGGACCUUCAUUGUGAUAGACGCUAUGCUGGACAUGAUGGGGGCAGAGAGAAAGGUCGACGUUUUCGGAUUUGUCACACGGAUCAGAGCCCAGCGCUGUCAGAUGGUCCAGACUGAUAUGCAGUAUGUGUUUAUAUUCCAAGCUUUGCUAGAGCACUACCUGUACGGGGACACAGAGUUAGAAGUGACGUCUCUGGAGUCUCACCUGUCUAAACUCUACGCUCCUUUACCUGGAGCUGGCUGUGGAGGCCUGGAGGCGGAGUUUAAGAAACUUACCUCCAUUAAAAUCCAAAAUGACAAGAUGAGAACAGGGAACCUGCCUGCCAACAUGAAGAAGAAUCGUGUUUUGCAAAUCAUUCCAUAUGAAUUUAACAGAGUGAUCAUCCCUGUAAAACGAGGGGAGGAGAACACAGACUACAUCAACGCCUCUUUUAUAGAUGGUUAUCGGCAAAAGGACUCGUACAUGGCAUGUCAGGGGCCCCUGCAGCACACCAUUGAGGACUUCUGGAGAAUGAUCUGGGAGUGGAGGAGCUGCUCUAUUGUUAUGCUGACCGAGUUGGAGGAGAGAGGACAGGAGAAGUGUGCUCAAUAUUGGCCUAGUGAUGGUGUGAUGGUUUGUGGGGACAUGUCCAUUGAGCUGAAGAGGGAGGAGGAAAGCGAAAGCUACACUGUUAGGGACCUUCUUGUCACCAACAACAGAGAAAAUAAGUCUCGCGCUGUGAGGCAGUUUCAUUUCCACGGCUGGCCAGAGGUGGGCAUCCCCUCCGACGGGAAGGGCAUGAUCAAUAUCAUCGCUGCAGUUCAGAAGCAGCAGCAGCAGUCUGGAAACCACCCAAUCACUGUGCACUGCAGUGCCGGCGCAGGGCGCACAGGGACAUUCUGUGCUCUGAGCACGGUCCUGGAGCGGGUGAAGGCGGAGGGCAUUCUGGACGUUUUUCAGACAGUGAAGAGUCUAAGACUACAGAGACCGCACAUGGUGCAGACACUGGAGCAGUAUGAGUUCUGCUACAAAGUGGUCCAGGAAUACAUUGAUGCCUUCUCUGACUACGCCAACUUUAAGUAAAGCCACGCCCACCUGCAGAAAAAUGGACAGACUUUCCCAGUCAUGCACUCACGUCCACACUUUCACGUAAACAGCUAAAUGAGAUGGACUGCCAGCGCAAAGCAAAAGGGAAUCAAAAAAUCCUUUGGUCGGCAAGCACGAGAACACAUUGGUGCCAGAGUUGUAAAGAAAAAAAACAAAGAAAACACCAUUAGAGAUGCCUUCUUGAAUAUUUUGUAAUAUUGCUCUUGUUAAUAAGGCCCUUACCUAUUUCUCUCAGUGUAAAUAUGCUCUUGUAAUUUUUUUUUUUUUUUUGGUCUGUUUUUGUUUUUCUUUUCUGUUGCAGUUUUUAGAGUGACCUUUAUAUAGUUUACUGGUAUAUAAAUGCAUACAUGAAUAUUUUAAGAUGGCGCUAUAGAGACAGACGCGAAAGCGCGGUAGCAAGAUGAGGGUGCUUUUUUCCACUGGGUGUUUUUACAAAAAAAAAAAAUCCUUCUUUCUCUGCAGUUGAGUGAUUGAAACCUAUUUGAAUGGCAGCUCAAUCCCACUUUGCUGUUGCUUGUAGCUACAUAGCGCACAAUGCGGCAAAAUCGACCAAUCGCGGAGCCACUGUAAACGCAUGCAUUCGCAGAAAAUACUUCACUGUGCUUUUCGAUUGAGUUCACUGGAGUGACCGAUAACAUUUUGAGUGUUUUGACACUCUCAUUGAGUCCAUGUUUUUAACAGGAACCUUUUUUGUUGUCACUUAGAGUUGUAAGAUGUUUAGACUGUCAAGUGUGUCUUUGUGGUGUCAAUUUUGUUAUAGCGUGCCAGACCCGACUCGUGUUCUGCCUUGUAGAGGAAGAUAAGAGACUUAAAAAACUGAGAAAAGGAAACCCUGAGUGUUUAGAUCAGAGGAAAUACAGCUUAACAGACUCUUCACAUAGUUUUUUGUCCCUUUUUGAAUCUCAUAAGGGUGUAUUUUGUCUUGAACUUCCCCCAUCCUUUUUUCUAGACCAUUUUAAAUGCACCUUCUAUAUUUGCGAUUGUAACCAAGGAAGUGAUGUAUUUACUUUCCCAGAUGUCUGUUGAUUGGCCUUAGCAACUGUGCUUGACAGUAAGGUGUUGUAACGUACAGGCAGUUAACUUUUCCUUCAUUCGGAAGGAUAAACGAUCCCGCCGGUACUGGUGCAAAAUUGAUCCAGAAAGUUCCAGUAGAAAUGACACAUGAUCACCUGAUCAUCUGUUCCUGCCCAUAAAAAUGACUUCGGCCAUUGUGCGGAAGUCAACGAGCCCUUUCCAGCUCCACUGAGCCAGUUAGAUCGAUACACGACGCUUUCAGUCUGUAGCGGUGAGUAAUUUCAACUUCUUGCAAAAAGGACAGGUAGAUGGUAUAAAUAAGGUCAAUGUAGGAUGAUUGUCUUUACAUUUAGGUCAUUUUAAAGCUAAACGUGUAAAGCUGAUUGUCAUUGGAAAGUUAUUUUCCAGCGAAUGUAGGUUUAUGUAGGUUAAGCCCUCGUUCCACACUGCCUUGUGUUAGGAAAUGCAAGUUAUAUGAAAUGUAUGUUGUAGCUCCUAAAUGUAUGUAAACCCAAUGGGUGUCGCUCUAAAUCACUCACCCAUCAGUCAUUCCAUAUUAACAGGGAUCUCGACGGAAACCGUUUUUAUGUUAUUUCAGGUCCACGACGUUACGGAUCAAAGAAUUAUGAGUUAAGGAUCUCCAGUACAGCUUGUUACGGGCUUGAUAUUCCAUGAAAUGCUGAUGGAUUUGCUUGAAUAUUGUGUGAGUCGACUGUUGUGAUUUGCUUAAAGUCACACUAACCCUUUCCACAUGAGACACUGUGCCAAUAGCAGCCUCUCAGGGGCAGGAUCCUUCUUCAGAGGUGGGAAAGUGCCUCAUCACGUUCCUGUAGCUUCAAGCAUAUUCCCGCCAGCUCUUUAGUAGCCUGUGUUCUCCCAGUCCCACAGCCGGACGUUGUUGCCCAUAUGGCGUAUGAUAAUCUCUAAUGGAACCAAAAUGGUUACUGGUUGGUUGGUUUUCUGUGUUUUUGGUGUGUGUUUCUUUUUUUUCUUUUUUGCUUACCGUAUAAAACCAUCCUGGAGGAAGCUUCAGACUUCAGGUCAAAAUCCCUCAAAACUUAAGCUCUUAAUGUAUGGAGAGCAAUCUAGAUGUUCUGGUCAAGAAGGGAAGCCGCGUGUCUGGAGGCUCACUUCAUUCUCCUGUUGAAUGUGACAUUGAAAUGGCCUGCUUGGAUUAGAGAAUGAAAGAAUGAGGAGAACGACUGAAAAAUAAAGGAUUCUGCUCUCCAAAAAACAUAUUUUGAGGAUUUCAUCUGACACUUUUCUGUCUUUGAUUGGAUCGCUUCUUGAUUUUAAACCACCGCCUGUUUUACGUUCCAUGAAUAAUAAAACUUUCCCCUUUCUGAUUUUUCUUUCCUCUUUAUGCACCCUUCUGUACAUAAUGUAAGGUUAUUUAUAAUUCAUUCCUAUCUGUUGCCUUGCUUUUAUUUUAUUAUCUUUCUCUCACUUUUUUUUAAGAUACUUGUAUAUUAAACUGUACUGGGACCAUUUUGAAAUGUAUUAGAUGUUUUUUUUUGUUUUUUUGUUUUUUAAUUCGGUAUUAUUAUUGUCUUAAAAUCUUAUUUUUUAAUUUGCAUCUUUUUUUUCUAGUGUUUUGUUAAAUUUGAAUAUAUAUGUAUAUAUAAUUAUAUAUAUGAUGCAAAUUAUAUAUAAUUAUAUAAUGCCAAACGGCCUUUCUAAACAAGAUAUUGUUCAAACCUAAUAAAAGUGCUUGAGAUUUUA